AUGCCCUCCAACACUACCAUCCCCGACGCCGCUCACCGUCUUCGCACGAUUCUCACUGACAACGUUCCAUAUUGCAGCGGCACUUUCGUGGGCCAGCCGCGAGACUUCCUGCUGUACUACGGCAAAGCUGAACAAGUUGGUCGGAUAGACCUGGCCAACGGUACAGUCGAUGAGCUCGAUAGACUCGCCGAGGCGUGUCAACCUGCGUCCUUUGGCGUCAAUCAAGAGGACGUCUUCGACGAGUCGUAUCGCAAAGCUGGCAAGCUGGACCUCGAUUCUUUCGUACUCGCAUUCAACGCCGACACUCAUACGAGCAUGCUUGAUGCCAUACGCUCCGGCCUGUUCCCCGGAACCGAUGACAGGGCGAUACAAGUUGAACUGUACAAGCUGAAUGUAUACGGAGAGAAUGCUUUCUUCAAAUCGCACAAAGACACCCCACGCGCGGAGAACAUGUUCGGAUCCCUUGUCAUCGUCUUCCCCACCCCGCACGUCGGGGGCGCACUCAUCCUGCGACACGACGGACGCGAAUGGGUCUUCGACUCUGGCAAGCUGCUCUCAGACCCCAGCCUUCCCCCCAGCAUCGCAUACGCCGCGUUCUUCAGCGACGUCGACCACGAGGUCACGCUAGUUGAAUCCGGACACCGUGUGUCCGCCACCUAUAACCUCUACUUCUCACCUUCGGGAGCUGUGCCCGCGUCUGCAACGGCGACGAGUUCCGCAGCUGCGUUGCGCGUACUGCACCCCGUUGGCGAAAACCCAUCCGAGGUCUCCAGCGCGCUCCAGGCAAUCCUUGCAGAACCGGCGUUCCUGCCAAACGGUGGCACACUCGGGUUUGGUCUUCGUCACCUGUAUCCGUUUCCCAAGACUUGGAGCGAUGGUGACGUGGAACCCCUCACGAGCCUGAAGGCCUGGCUCAAAGGGAGCGAUGCCGCGUUGCUGCACGCAUGCCAUGCGCAUGACCUGCACCCGGCACUGCAGCUUCUGCACGAGGAGGAAUGGGAUGACAGACGUGGUCUUCGCUCGACGCUGUUCCACCGGAUGCCGGUGGUCGACUGGGCCGGAGAAGGAGAAUGGAUAGACCGGCAGUUGUUGCGCUACUACGGCGCGACGCGCAUGUAUCGUGUCGACCCGUUCGAGACUGCGACGCCGGAAGAGGGCCGCGAGCUGAAGCACAUGACCCGGAAGGCUGAGGAAACCCCAGAAUCUGGUGAGGAGUAUGACCCGGACGACACGCUCCCGAAGAAGACCGCGACGGUGCAUAUGCUCACGAACGUCACGAGUAACAACCGAAUCAAGAAUACCUAUGCGGCGUACGGCAACGACGCUUCCAUGGGCAUCAUGUACGUGGGCAUGUGCCUCAUCGUCGAUAUUGGGCCAGCGGGCCAGCGCGACAACGUGGAUGCCGACAGGUGGAGGAUUAAAAGGAGCGGGACCUCCGAGGUGGAAUCGAAGUAA
This is a messenger RNA of Trametes versicolor FP-101664 SS1, 1455 nucleotides long. RefSeq lists its product as uncharacterized. Bases 1 to 1455 code for a protein of 484 amino acids. NCBI's taxonomy places the organism in Eukaryota, Fungi, Basidiomycota, Agaricomycetes, Polyporales, Polyporaceae. The transcript is spliced from 3 exons. The record is from RefSeq and is a predicted model, not a curated record.